AUGGAAGGGACGACGGAAAUUGCCGAUAAGAAGCCCGGAAAGAAUAAUCAGGAGAUGAUUAACGCAAAAGCGGGGCAGGUUAAAGAUUGGAGUGGUUGGCUUGAAAGCUGGCUUAACGAUUAUGUCAAGCAAAACGUGAGCAAGGGUAAGUUGAAGGAUCUGAGCUAUGAGGAGCAUAAUCGUAAUGCGGUUCGUGAUGCUAUUAAAGAAGAAAUUAGAGUGCUCAUUGAACACAUCAAAGAUGAACCAGAUGGUGGAAAGCCUACGGCAGAAUUAAAUUUGAAGGACAUUCAGAAAUAUCUUGAAGCUGUUGCUGCGGCAAUUGAAACGCAUGUGGAGCCCAUUGCGGCUGAGAAACUUGCUACUAAGAUUGAGACAGUGUCACUGAGCAUCUCAGACGCAGCUCCAAAUACGAAACCAUAUCUCCGAGGAGCCAUAGAGGUAACGCUCCUAGAGCUUUCUUUGAUGAUAAAAUGCUUUGCUGGAGAACUUCAAUCAUUUCUUCUUAAGCCAGAGACGGAUAACAUCGCAGCCAAAAUAGAAGAAACAUACGGGAAUGCUGAGACACUGAACGGUCAACUCAACGAGGCAACUGGACACCCCGCCGGCUCAUCCGGCAAACCUAAUCACGCCAAAAACCUGGACGAGGCAAUUGAGGCUGUAAAAAACAAAGCGGUAGAACUAACCACUGGCGAUACAACUGCCAUGGCGACAUUGUCCGACCAAAUAAAAUCUAAUCUCGUGGCUCUGACAGGGGAAUUUGCCAUCGCUGGUAAAAAGGUCAGUGAGCAAUUGGAAAAGCUUAAAAAGGAAAUCUCUUUAAACAAGGAUGGAGAAGGCCUACAUAAAAUUCACAAACAACUUAAAGAGCUGCACGGAGGUGCAGUCACUGAUGCCCUCAGUGCUGCUGAGAAAUUCCUUAAACCGGACGCCUACAAACUUCGAGAUGAAACUAUCGAAAAACUCCGGGGACAAGUCGACAAGGAAAUAGAGAACGCUAAAAAGCUAAUGAUCAAACAGGCACAGAAAAUUUACGUGACGUCAGUCAAAGAGAUGCUGAAGGCCUUCGCCGAUAAGGUGCAAAAGGAGCUGCAAGAUUUGCCCAAGCAAAUUGACAAAGAGCGAAAGGAGGGCUUCAAGGGUUUUAUGAGAACCGUUGAAGGCAAAAUUACCGAUAAUGCAACGACUGACGAAAACAUUAAAAGCUCAAAGAUCUUGCAAAAAGCAACACUCUUCAAAACGCUGUCUACAAAAUUCAAGGAAUUCUUCGGGCCACUAAAGGGGUAUUUGGACACGGAGAUCAUGAGACUCUAUAAAGACAGCAACGCAAAGAAGAAUCCUCCAGUAACAAUUGGAGAUAAGGAUCCACAUCCUUACGCCGACGCACUUGACGCCGUGCAAUCCAAACUAAACACUCUCCUCGACGAACUUCACAACUCCAAUCACUUCACUCACAGUCUCACCAUUAAUCUUGGUAACCUUAGCACCGCACUUAAUAGUUUAGUUCCGACAAAUUUCGAGGGCCCGUGCAACACGCUGCCGGACGUUCUCAAGGUCGGACUGAGAGGGUUCCACGCUGAACUCGAAAAGGCGUACGUGUCGGUGUAUGAUGGUGUUAACUUUGGUGCUUCGUUGACGGAGACUAAAGUACACGCUGAUGGACGUACAUCCGGGAAGUUAACAACGUACGGCACGAAGUGCGCAAAAGUCUUCCUCACACUGCUUUCCAUAUUAUCUGACGACUUAAACGCAUUAAAACCAUUUGUAAAGGCACAUGUAAAUUUGAAAAGAUUAGCAAAUCCACUACGCUUGGUGAAUUCCUUGCCGAUAACGGUUUUAUUGUAUGCAAGACAGAUAAUCAAGACGGUGAGCUGCGCGGAAAUGAAAAGUUCCGAGGUCAGCAUAUACAUACAAAACUAA
Babesia ovata is the source of this 1920-nucleotide messenger RNA. RefSeq lists its product as uncharacterized. Bases 1 to 1920 code for a protein of 639 amino acids. The record is from RefSeq and is a predicted model, not a curated record. The transcript is spliced from 3 exons. Lineage: Eukaryota; Apicomplexa; Aconoidasida; Piroplasmida; Babesiidae.